AGCGGAGCUUCAAGUUCAUGAGGGAGACGGAGGAUCAGCUGAGGAUCAUCCCUCAAUUCUGUUUCCCUGAUGCAAAAGACUGGGAGCCGGUGGAGAACUUUCCAAGUGAGAUGUUCUCCUUUGUUUUGACGGGAGAGGAUGGGAGCAGGAGGUUCGGAUACUGCCGCCGUUUACUGCCCAGUGGAAAAGGUAAACGUCUACCAGAAGUCUACUGUAUCGUCAGCCAUCUUGGCUGUUUUAACCUGUUCUCAAAGGUGCUAGAUGAGGUGGAGAGGCGUAGGGCUUUGUCUCCCGCUCUUGUGCAGCCUUUCAUGAGAGCCAUCAUGGAGGCUCAGUUUCCAGCUCCAGGCCGAACCAUCACCAUUAAGACUUUCCUCCCCGGCUCCGGCACUGAGGUGAUGGAGCUGUGCCGGCCCUCUGACUCGCGCUUGGAGCAUGUGGACUUCGAGUGUCUGUUCUCCUGUCUGAGUCUGCGCCUGCUCCUCCGGGUGCUGGGCUCCCUGCUGCUGGAGCGGAGGGUCAUCUUCACCGCCGACAAACUCAGGUUGGAGAUAUUUAUCCUUACACAACACACACUAAAAUCUUCUCCAUUGAGACAGCCCAAUAGGAGGUGGCACUGAACAUCCUGCCUCCACUGUUCAUGGGAUUAUGCAGCGGGCAGAUAUGAGCUGCGAGGGUCAGGGGUGUUUUCUUUGUGAAGCUCCCGGGUGGUCCAGUCCCUCGUUUUUUUUUUACAUUUUUAUUCAGGGAACAUGCCAGAGAGAUAUUUUGAGUCCAGCUCUGUCGAGUUGUUGUUG
Messenger RNA from Notothenia coriiceps (black rockcod), 797 nucleotides. Its product is annotated as DENN domain-containing protein 2A-like. The record is from RefSeq and is a predicted model, not a curated record. The coding region runs from base 18 to 620 and encodes 200 amino acids. Gene Ontology annotation, cellular component: actin cytoskeleton. Gene Ontology annotation, biological process: retrograde transport, endosome to Golgi. The transcript is spliced from 5 exons. NCBI's taxonomy places the organism in Eukaryota, Metazoa, Chordata, Actinopteri, Perciformes, Nototheniidae.